UGACAACCUCACAAAAUUUAGUCCGCAUGGCAGCUGACUUAAUAAUUAGGAGGUUUAUUUUGAUAUAUAAUUGGUGAGUGAAUCAGGCAGAACAUGCAAAUCCCUAAUAAUUCAGGUAGAAAAUUCACAAGUGAAUGGAUCAAUUGAACAACUUUACAUAUCAAAAUGGAAUUUCAAACCGCUACAGAAGGGAAUGACUUGAUCGCAAACUGUAAUCUUUGUUUGUUCACUCACCGAUUCGAGUUGAUUGGGCGGUGAUACUUCAGGUUUUUGACCAUUAUCUCAACUUUUUUGUUUUCGAAAUAUAGUUGAGUUAUACAAUACAUAGUCAAUUUGAGGAAACUGUAAACCCGAAUCCCCAUCUCUUAAAACCCUUGUAAUGCUCAUCAGAUUCAGAGUCAAAGCUGUUGCUAUAUGCACUAACACUAUAUUUCACUGCAAUGGCUUUUACACUUUGAGGUCUCAGCAUCUCUACUCAUCAGCCUCUACCCCAACUCAUUUCUUGGUGAAAUACCUUGUUGAUUCUUUGGGGUUCUCCAAACAAGAAGCAGCUUCUACAGCUUCCAAGGUAACUUCAUCUAAAACCUCAAAGAAUCCAGAUUUGGUCCUUGAUUUCUUGAAACAAACAGGUUUAGACAAGGCCCAAAUGAAAGAAAUAGUUUCUAGAGUGCCCAAAUUGCUAUUCUAUGAUGUUUCCAAAACUCUAAAACCCAAAUUCCAGUGCCUUGUGGAUCUCGGGUUAUCCGGGUCGGACCUGGUGAAUGUAAUUGCUAAAGAUACAACAAUUGUUGACCGAGGUUUAGAUACUCAUUUGAGACCUACCAUUGAUUUGCUUAGGAGAACUUUGUGUAGUGAUGAAAAUAUAGUUAAGGCUAUAAAGAGAUUUCCUUGGUUGCUUACUUUUGGUGCUCAUCAUGCUAUGGAGACUAAUCUAUUGUUGUUCAGAGACACUGUUUUUUCUAAUGUGAGAAUAAAAAAACUUGUGCUUAGAUAUCCUAGAUAUCUUACACAAAAGUCUGGGUGGGUUAAGGAUCUGUUGCAAAGGGUGGAGAACGAUUUUCGAGUUCCACGUGAUUCCCCUUGUUUUCUUCAAGGAUUUGAAGUGUUAUCCUCGCAAAAGAAGUCUACGUUGAAGAGGAAGUUUAGAAUUUUCAAUAGUUUUGGAUGGUCUGAUGAUGAUGUAGUCAAGAUGUUCCGGAAGCUACCUUAUUGUAUUGCCCUCUCAGAAGUUAGAAUUCAGAAAGCGCUGAAUCUUUUCAUGAAGGAGUGUGGUUUUGGAACUGCUUACUUGGUUUCUCAUCCUGCAAUUUUGGCCUAUAGCCUGGAUUAGAGGGUGAUACCGCGGAUGCAAGUCUUGAAAAUUUUGGAUGAAAAGAAGCUUGAGCGGAGGAAGUUGGCUCUUUAUCCUGUUCUGAUGUUAACAGAGUCAAAGUUCAUAGAUUAUUUUGUGCUGCCUUACAAGGAUCAGAUCAGUGAGCCACUUUUAGCGAAGAAGUCUGCAAUUUUCAGAAGUUAACCAUGGGUCGGAACGUACCUUAUUGUUCAACUCUCUCAGAGGCUACAAUCUAGAGGAAGCUAGAUUUUCUUAUGAAGGAAUUCAGAUUAAAACCCGAGAGCUUGGCUUUUGCUUCCGUUAUUUCUUAUAGCACGGAGAAAGUGGUCCUUCCACGAAUUGAAGUCUUGAAGAUUUUGGAUGAGAAGUUGGGUAAUGAGAGAACAUUAUCUUUAUCAAGUCCUCCGGUUAAGUGAAUCAAAGUAUGUAGAGCAAUUUGUACUGCCUUACAGGGGUCAGAUUCCCAAUUUGUAUCUCAAAUAAGGAAAUAGUGAAAAAAAUAAGGAAAUAGUGUAAAAAAUAUACUUCUGAGGAACACUUUUUUGCUAUUACGUGCAGAUAUUUAUAUCUUAGUCUUUCAUAUUCACUUUGGUUAUUGAAUAUUUUUGCUGCAAUUCAUAUAUAUGUAGUCAAGAGAUUAAUGGAAGCACAUCUUCACAUGAAAGUAAAUCAUUUUCUUGAGUU
This is a messenger RNA of Lycium barbarum (goji berry), 2017 nucleotides long. RefSeq lists its product as uncharacterized. The record is from RefSeq and is a predicted model, not a curated record. Bases 380 to 1330 code for a protein of 316 amino acids. The transcript has 2 exons. Gene Ontology annotation, cellular component: chloroplast. Gene Ontology annotation, molecular function: double-stranded DNA binding. Gene Ontology annotation, biological process: chloroplast organization; regulation of DNA-templated transcription. NCBI's taxonomy places the organism in Eukaryota, Viridiplantae, Streptophyta, Magnoliopsida, Solanales, Solanaceae.